AUGGAUUCUUGUUCGAUCGCCAAUUUUCUGCUCGUUUUACUGCUCUCACUUGCUUCUCUUUGUCCCGUCCAUGGCACUCAUCAGGAGGAUCAUAAUACCAACUAUGCAAAAGAGAUUCUAAGCGCAGCCCAGCAAGAUAAACAGUGGUUGGUUUCCAUAAGAAGGCAAAUCCAUGAAAACCCAGAACUCAGAUUCGAAGAGUACAACACCAGUGCUCUUCUACGCAGAGAAUUGGACCAACUUGGCAUCACUUACACAUACCCAAUUGCCAAAACUGGUAUUGUUGCCCAAAUUGGCUCUGGUUCGAGCCCUGUUGUUGCGCUUCGAGCUGACAUGGACGCCCUCUCAUUGCAAGAGCUUGUAGAGUGGGAGCACAAGAGUAAGGUUGAUGGUAAGAUGCACGGUUGUGGUCACGAUGCUCACACCACCAUGCUUCUUGGCGCUGCUAAGUUGCUUAAUCAACGGAAAGACAAACUUAAGGGAACAGUGAGACUUAUUUUUCAACCUGCGGAGGAGGGAGGUGCCGGCGCAUCUGAGAUGAUAAAAGGAGGUGCGCUUGGUGAAGCUGAAGCAAUAUUUGGGAUGCACGUUGCUUAUGGAAUACCUACCGGAACUAUAGCAUCCAUUUCAGGGCCACACUUAGCUGCUGUUUGCUUUUUUGAAGCCAAAAUGGUCGGGAUAGGCGGGCAUGCUGCAGAACCCCAUCUUACUGCUGACCCAAUACUUGCUGCCUCAUUUGCAAUUUUGGCAUUGCAACAACUCAUCUCAAGAGAAGUUGAUCCCCUCCAUAGCCAAGUUCUGUCCGUUACUUAUGUUAGAGGUGGGAGUGCAUCCAAUGUAAUUCCAUCACAUGUUGAAUUUGGGGGCACAUUGAGGAGUCUUACAACUGAAGGCUUGUGGAAACUCAGGAGGCGGUUGAAAGAGGUUAUUGAGAGCCAGGCAGUGGUGCACAGAUGUAAUGCAUAUGUCGACAUGAAAGAUGAAGAAUUCCCACCAUUACCUGCUGUUUUCAAUGAUGAAAGCUUGCAUCUGCAUGUGAAGAGGGUUGGAGAACUUAUGCUUGGUCCUGAGAAUGUGAUGGCGUGUGAGAAACUCAUGGCAGGUGAAGACUUUGCCUUCUAUCAGGAAGUGAUACCUGGAGUGAUGUUUAGCAUUGGAAUUAGAAAUGAGGAAGUGGGUUCAGUUCACUUUCCACACUCCCCUUACUUCUUUCUUGAUGAGGAUGUCCUUCCAAUUGGGGCAGCAUUACAUGCUGCCUUGGCGGAGAUUUAUUUGGAUAGCCACCAACAUUCGGUUAAACAGUAA
Messenger RNA from Prunus armeniaca (apricot), 1305 nucleotides. Lineage: Eukaryota; Viridiplantae; Streptophyta; Magnoliopsida; Rosales; Rosaceae. The record is from the annotation of a GenBank genome assembly.